AUGUCGACUAUUGGCAAAAAACGACGUCAUCCAACAACUAGUUCACCAAAUGAUUCCGAUGAAGAUAAUUCAGAACAACCUUCAAAUUCUACCAGUCAACUAUCAAAUAAAAGACGAGGCUCUGUUGCAGCCGAUUUUGCACCUCAUCGUCUUAUUGUCAGUGAACGACAACAAAUGGCUGUACUUAAACAAUUAACAGCAGGCGAAGAAUCGAAUCCUGAAUCUCAAUCACCAUCAUCAAUAACUCCACAACCACGCCCAUCAAAAAUAAAUCGGCGUAAUGAACAUGGAGAAACGAUCGUUCAUAUUGCUGCAAGAAAAGGAGAUAUAAAACAAUUGAGAAAAGUUCUUAAAGCUGGAGCAAAUGUUAACGAACGCGAUAAUGCUGGUUGGACACCAUUACAUGAAGCUGUAACAAAAGAUCAAUUUAAAGCUGCACGUCUUCUUUUAAAAUCCGGUGCUAAUGCCAAUGCACCUGGACCCGAAGGACAAACGCCCAUUGUUGAUGCUGUUCUUAAUAGUAAUAAUAUGAUGGUUGAAUUAUUAUUAAAUUAUUCAGCUGAUUCAUCAGCUGUAGAUUCAACAGGUUUAAAUGAAACAAUGUUAAAUAUUAUAAAAGGUGAAACAUCAGUAAUUGAUUCAUCUGAUAAUGAAAAUGAUGAUGAAUCAAUUAGUUCAUUAUCACCAUUAACAAGCGAUGAUGAUUGUGAACAGCACGACAAACAAAAUUUUCAUUCAACACUGGUGGAAAAAUUGGAUAAAAAUCUCUCGCAACGUUCGAAAUUUGCCAAAAUUCAACGAAAACCUCUUGAUCGUUUCCGUGCACGUUCAUCACAAUCAUCAGAUUCAUCAACAUACAGUAAAACUCGUACAGCAAGUGGAAAUAAUGAGACAUCAUCCGGAAAAAAUCCAUAUGAUUUUGAUAGUGAAGAAGACAAUGAAAUGUGCGAAUCGACAAAUGAGACUCAUGAUGAAAAUAAGAAAAAAACAGUACGUAAACAAGAACGCUCAAAAAAACGUGCCAAUAGUGGAAGUUCAAUACCAUCCAGUGAGAGUUUGCAUAUAAAAAAACGCUCAAAUAAAAUCGAUUUAUUUAAAGAACAGCAAAAGUUUCGAUCAACAUCAGAUGAUGAACAAUUACAAAUUUACCGUGUACCACCAUUGAAAAUUGUCUUAGCUAGAGCUAUUCUUCAUAAAACAUCCGAUACUGAAAGUUUAAAUCUUUCUAAUAUGGAUAAUAACAAUUUAACUAUCGAUACAUCAUCAAUGCCAAUGAUAGAACAUAACAAAAAGCUAUUGUCGUCGAUGUCAUCCAGUAUUCCUAUUACGUCCUCAGAAAACACUGAAACAAGCCAAAAUAUAAAAGAACACGAACAUGAAGAUGAAAUCAUUAAAUUGAAUCGACAUAGAAAUUCUUCUCAUAUAUCUAAUCUCGAACAGGCUAAAAAAACUCCUCCUUCUCUUUCACAAUCUCAGUCACCGCGAUCAAUAAUAUCAACACUUCUGGAUAAAGUUAUAGCGGAGAUCGAAACCACCAAUGAUCAACAGUUAAAUUCUUUGCCGAUCAUUGAAGACGAUCAAAUGGAAGUCGACGACGAUGAUGAUGAUAAUGACGAAAAUGAUGACGAUGAUGACGAUGGUGAGCCAGGUAAUUUACAAAACAAUCUAUCAAAUAAAUCCAUUAAAAUAGACAACGAACGGUCAACAGCGAAAACAUCUUCAUCGUCAUCAUCAUCGUCAUCGUCGAAACGUGAUUUGAAACCAACAACACGAACAUUACGAUCACAUGCGCGAGCUAAAGUAAAUUCGCUAACAUUAAUACAAAGUUCAUCGAAUACAUACAAUAAUGUUCGACGUGUAUCGAGUCGUCGACGAGCAUUAGAAAAAAAGUCCUUGUUAAGUGCAAAUGAAAACGAGAAAAAACGAAAAUCAUUAUCUGAACGUUCAAAAAAAGAUAAGGAUAAUACCGCAACAAAUGAUGAUAUUCAUACAUCAAGUUAUUCAGAUGAUCAAACAACAGAGAAUACAAAUGCCGAGAAAUUAUCACAUACAGUAGCAAGUCAACAUGAUGAUGCUAGUUCAUGUUCAAGUACAGGCGCUGGUGACGGUAGUAGUACAAGUAGCUCAAUGACAAAUAAUAAACAAUCAAAUACGAAUCCCGACAUUGAUACAUUACCGCCUAAUAAACGUCGAUUACGUGAAAGAAAUACUGUUAUAUCGAGUACAUCUUUACCGUCAUCAUUAACAAACGAUGCAUCUAAUAAUUCAAACUCAACUACUAUCGCAGAUAGUUCACCAACAGAAACAAUUACAACUCGUGAAAUACCAAUUAAUAGUAUUAAACAAUUUCUUGAAAUUCGCCAACAGAUUGAUAAACGUCAUGAAACAAUGUUACAUGAAUUUGUUCUACCGAAAGUUCCAAAAGAUUUUUCCGAUACAACAAUGGCAAAGAAAAGUUAUCUUAUUGCUCCACCAAGUAGUUCCUAUUCAAUAACAACUCCAGCAUCAAUUGGUAUAAAACGUUUGACAUCACCACUUGACCUUGAUACACAUUUAGCUGAUGUUUUCACAAAGCAAGAAGAUGAAAGAUAUAAAAUGAAAUUACGCCAUCAAGUCGAAAGAGAUAAAUUAAUUCUAUCUCACGAACAAGAAGUUUUACGUUUAUAUGGAAAUGCAACACGUUCAUCAGUUAAUCAAGAUACUCCAUUAAGCUAUUGCUCGUUACUUAAAGACAAUGAAGUCUAUAAUAAUCCAUCAAUAUCAUUACCGGAAAAAUUUAUUAGUAAUGAUUGUACAAAUACAGAAUUAGGUAAACGUGGUAAACAUCGUUGGAAUGGUCGUUCAUUUAUUAAAUGGCUUGAAGAUUCAAAUCUUAAAUAUAAACGUCUUAGUUGUGAACUUAAUGAACGGCAACGUCUGGAAGUAGAUACACUUUACUCAAUACAACGUAUGGUUUGGUUAAAGCAUUUGCCAAAAGAAUCUGCUAAUUUAUCAUCAUCAUCAUCAUCGGGACGGAUAGGUUGUCUUUUAACUGAACGUUAUUUACCUAAAGUUGAAAUAAAUCCUAAUUUUUGGACAAAUUGCGAAACAAGUCCAUUUUAA
This is a messenger RNA of Rotaria socialis, 3102 nucleotides long. The record is from the annotation of a GenBank genome assembly. Lineage: Eukaryota; Metazoa; Rotifera; Eurotatoria; Philodinida; Philodinidae.